AUGGAGAAUAAGCCUUGGGAAAGGACGUCAAACUCAAAAAGUCAGAGAGCCAGCAUGCCUCAUCACUGGUCACUCAGAUCCCUUAGGCGGCAAGUGGAGAAUAUGAUAGUCAGAGGUGAGUUGACAGACUACCUCACAACAAAUGAGUACAUGAAGCCUCGGGAGGCCAACCCUCGGAGAAUAGAAGGUAAUCAAGUAAAGGUCAUCCAUGCAAUACAUGGGAGAUUAGAAGACAACCAAGAGUCAAAAGAAGUAUAUAGAUCUAGGCUAAGGGCAGCUCAUAAGCUAAGAAAGUUGUCCUCGGUGAACGCUAUCACCUCGGGCAGCAUCAGUAUUGGGUUCGGUGAUGCGGAUUUAUCUAGGGUUCAACUCCCUCACGAGGAUCCACUAGUCAUCAGCCUUCUGGUGGCAAACUGCAUGAUUAAAAGGGUUCUGAUAGAUCCGGGUAGUAGUGCCAAUAUUAUCACAAAGGCGGUCUUCGAGCAGCUAGAGAUCCCAUCAUCAUCAAUCUGUUCCACCUCCAGUCCCUUGAUGGGGUUCGAUGGAACGAAGGUAGACCCCCUUAGGGUUAUUGAUCUAUCUGUUACUACGGCAAAAAGAACAUUGAAAGAGAACUUUGUUCUAACAGAGAUACAUCUUUCUUAUAAUCUCAUUAUGGGAAGAGGCUGGAUUCAUAGAAUGAACGGGGUCCCGUCUACCUUUCAUCAAGUGAUGCGAUACUUAUCUUUGGAUGGUAAGGAGGUUAUUAAUCUCUGGGCAGAUCAAGUCACUACCAAAGAAUACUAUAUGUUGAUGCAGAGUGAGGCAAAGAAGAUAGUUAAGUAG
Cornus florida is the source of this 825-nucleotide messenger RNA. RefSeq lists its product as uncharacterized. The transcript is spliced from 2 exons. Bases 1 to 825 code for a protein of 274 amino acids. NCBI's taxonomy places the organism in Eukaryota, Viridiplantae, Streptophyta, Magnoliopsida, Cornales, Cornaceae. The record is from RefSeq and is a predicted model, not a curated record.